AUGAAGCAAGCUGAAGGAGGAACAAGUUUUGACUCGGCGAGAAUGAGCCUCACGAAGCUUGAGCCACCUGUUCUUUGUCCCGAAGGGAAGACGGGGCUCGAGAACCGUCACGGAAAACGGUUGCGGGAAUCGCGCGUGAGAUCCGUGGGAAUCCGCGCGAUGAACUGGAAGUUCGGAAUCAAAGUUCGUGCUUCUGAAGAUGACACCUCCGCCUGUAACCGGCUUUACAGUGUCCAAACCUUCGUCAAUAUCUACGUACACAACGGCCGAGACAGUUCAACGAACCUCAACUUCGCCACGCAUACUCGCACGCCGAAUGCGCGUCGGAUGGUGGUGAACGUUCGGCGACUCGACGGUAGCGACAGCGGGCCCGUAGAGAGAUUUGUGUGGAAAUCGGAUGACUACCCCGUAAAUAUGUCAGUUCCGGUCACAAUACGUCAACUCGAGGCCGUGUCGUCCACAAUUAUCACGUCAAAGAGAUUAUCCGUCUUUUCAAGUGCUGGACGAUGUAUUGCCGUGUUGGAGAAGAGGGAGAUCAUCAGAUUCUCGGAAGAGGUGAGCAUCUUGGCGACGGAUGCGUUUGACGGUACUCUGGCGACGGAUGCGUUUGACGAUAUACCUAUGCUUUAA
Messenger RNA from Laetiporus sulphureus 93-53, 630 nucleotides. RefSeq lists its product as uncharacterized. Lineage: Eukaryota; Fungi; Basidiomycota; Agaricomycetes; Polyporales; Laetiporaceae. The coding region runs from base 1 to 630 and encodes 209 amino acids. The record is from RefSeq and is a predicted model, not a curated record. The transcript is spliced from 7 exons.